AUGGUUUUAUCAACAUUUUCAACGGUAUCAUUGGAAGAUGUCAUCUCUGAGCGCAAAGAGGGCCAGAACCCAUACGCGUUCCAGCCCAUUUUCCCCAGGGAUCGAAGUAAAACACUGGAUUGGAUGAAGCGAGCUGAAAAAUCUGGUUACAAGGCUAUUUUCAUCACUGUAGAUGCCCCAGUUACGGCAAAUCGUCUGAGGAAGAAAAGAAACAGCUUACAGCUCCCCCCACACCUUUCCUACCCCAACCUGUCGGACAGUUCGGAUAGAUCGAGUGGCGGGUAUGGUCACGAUCCGAGUAAAAGAUGGGACGAGGUUAUCCCAUGGGUUAAAGCUAACACCAGUUUAGAAGUAUGGGUGAAAGGAAUCUCUUGCCCACAUGAUGUUUUGAAAGCAAUUGACUACGGCCUGGACGGCCUGGUCAUCUCAAGCCACGGAGGCAGACAGUUAGACGGUGUUGCAGCAGCCAUAGACGUCUUGGCUGAAUGUGCUCCAUUGGCGAAGGGUCGCAUCAAAAUUGGGUUCGACAGUGGAAUCCGCCGAGGAGCUGAUGUAUUCCGUGCAUUGGCUUUAGGUGCCGACAUCUGUUUCCUUGGAAGAAUCCCCUUAUGGGGUCUGGCUUACGACGGGCAGGCUGGAGUUGAGCUAGCGGUGAGAAUUCUGGAGGAGGAGCUUCGCAAUGCUAUGGCACAUGCAGGGAAGCUGGUGGACUGUAUCAAAGAUGCAGCCUAUAACACGGAACCCGAACUCCCCGGUAUAUGUGCCGAUUUUGUUUUCUGCCAUGUUCGCUUGGCCAGUAUCGAGGAACGAGUGGAGAACAUCUUGACAAACAUGCCUCUGAUCGAUGGCCACAAUGACUUGCCUAUCAAUAUUCGGAAACACUACAAGAAUCACAUUUACGGAUCCAACUUCACUAAGCCCUUUGCUGACGGCACUCUGGAGGGUGACACGGACCUACUCCGUUUGAGGCAGGGGCUUGUCGGGGGCACAUUUUGGAGUGUUUUUGUGCCUUGUCCGAAGAAUCGGAUCGACCCUUCGAACCCUAAGGACGCGCCUGAUGCAGCGAUUAUCAGGGGGCCAGAUGGUAGCACUAGAAAGUCAGAUCCUCUCUGGCACGGCGUGAGUCCGCUAGGGAAGGACCUCAUCUAUGAAAUGAACCGUAUAGGCAUGAUUAUUGAUCUGGCCCAUGUGAGCGAGGAUACAAUGCGCGAUGUCCUAGGCGCAGGUAAGGACGACUGGCCUGGCAGUCGAUCACCGGUCAUCUUCAGCCACAGCUCAGCACAGGCACUAUGCACGCAUCCUCGCAAUGUCCCUGAUGAUAUUUUGCUUUUGGUAAAGGAGAGAAACUCGGUAGUGAUGGUUAACUUUGCGCCCGAUUUCAUCUCCUGCACAGCAUCUGACCACGACGGUGGACUGCCUGAUAUAGAUGAUGAACACGCGACUCUGGAACGGGUGGCGGACCAUAUCAUGCAUAUCGUGGACGUCGCCGGAAUAGACCAUGUCGGGUUGGGCAGUGACUUUGACGGAAUGCCAACUACGGUACGAGGCUUAGAGGAUGUGUCGAAGUUCCCAGCUCUGAUUGCUGAGCUUUUGCGGCGCGGUCUCACCGAUGAGGAUGCUGUCAAGGUGGCGGGGGCUAAUGUGCUGCGGGUUUGGGGUGAGGUGGACCGGGUUGCUCUGGAGAUGCAGGCUGAGGGUGCUGUUCCUAUGGAAGACUGA
Messenger RNA from Aspergillus bombycis, 1719 nucleotides. RefSeq names its product (S)-2-hydroxy-acid oxidase. The transcript is spliced from 8 exons. Gene Ontology annotation, molecular function: FMN binding; oxidoreductase activity; metallodipeptidase activity. The record is from RefSeq and is a predicted model, not a curated record. Gene Ontology annotation, biological process: proteolysis. Lineage: Eukaryota; Fungi; Ascomycota; Eurotiomycetes; Eurotiales; Aspergillaceae. Bases 1 to 1719 code for a protein of 572 amino acids.